ACCCCGCAGCGUGCGCCGGCGCGCAUAAACUCACGCGCAUACGAAACGCAAACGCGAAAGCUCGCGGAUUUUCAGUUCUUUUGGUUUUAAUUUGUCAAUUGUGUUUGUGAUUUUAUUGGAGCAACUAAGAUGUCAGUGACAUGCGACUGCCCGAUGUCGCAGCCGGGCCCGACGCUGGCGGCGACUUGUGGCGGCGGCGCCUUCAUGCUGUUCAUGGGGCUACUGGAGGUGUUCCUACGCAGCCAAUGUGACCUGGAGGACCCGUGUGGACGCGCGCAGUUCCGCCGUCACAUGGACUCGGUAUACGACUUCAUUGUGGUGGGUGGAGGAUCAGCAGGGUCGGUGGUGGCGGCGCGGUUGUCUGAGGUGCCGGAGUGGCGGGUGCUGCUGCUGGAAGCUGGGUUCGACGAGCCGACGGGCACGCAGGUCCCGUCCAUGUUCCUGAACUUCAUCGGGUCCAGCAUCGACUGGGGCUACCAGACGGAGUCCGAGCCGGCUGCUUGUCUCGGCGAGAAAGACCGCAAGUGCUACUGGCCCAGGGGGAAGGUGCUAGGGGGCACAUCAGUCAUGAACGGAAUGAUGUACAUGCGAGGCUCCCGACGCGACUACGACGGCUGGGCAGCUGCUGGCAACGAAGGCUGGUCCUUUGACGAAGUGCUGCCCUACUUCCUCAAGUCUGAAGACAAUAAGCAGCUGGACGCUGUCGACCAGGGAUACCACGCGCAAGGCGGUCCGCUUACUGUUUCGCAGUUCCCCUACCACCCGCCGUUGAGCUACAGUAUUGUUAAGGCUGGGGAGGAAUUAGGUUACCAAGCAAGAGACUUGAAUGGCGAGCAACAUACCGGCUUUUCCAUCGCGCAGACGACGAACCGCAACGGCUCUCGUUUGUCCGUGGCGCGUGCCUUCCUUCGACCGGCCAAGCACCGCGCCAACCUGCAUGUCAUGCUCAACGCCACCGUCACCAGGCUGCUCAUCAACCAGACCACCAGACAAGCUUAUGCUGUCGAGGUCCGGAACAGCUUCGGAGGCACUGAAGUCAUCUUCGCUAACAAUGAAAUUGUUUUGAGCGCGGGCGCAGUGGCAUCCCCACAGAUCUUGCAACUGAGCGGCAUAGGCGAUCCAGAAGUCCUCUCACGCGCUGGCGUCAAACUCGUGCAUCGCUUACCAGCUGUUGGCAAGAACCUCCACAACCACGUGGCGCACUUCCUCAACUUCCAAGUGAAUGAUAACAACACCGCGCCGCUCAACUGGGCCACUGCCAUGGAGUAUCUUCUGUUCAGGGAUGGACUCAUGUCUGGGACUGGUAUAUCGGAAGUUACAGCCUUCAUCAACACCAAGUACGCGAACCCUCAAGACGACAACCCAGACGUACAACUCUUCUUCGGCGGCUUCCUAGCAGACUGCGCCAAGACCGGCAUGGUGGGCGAGCGGCUGGACAACGGGUCCCGGACUAUUCAGAUCAUACCCACAGUCUUGCAUCCUAAAAGCAGAGGUCGGCUGGAGAUCCGCUCCGCUGAUCCGUUUGAGCACCCCAAGAUUCACGCUAACUACCUAACCCACCCAGACGACGUCAAAACCCUCAUUGAAGGCAUCAAGUUCUCCAUUAAACUGUCAGAAACCAAAGCCCUGAAGCGGUUUGGAGUCAAGCUGGAUAAAACUCCAGUGCCCGGCUGUGAGAAGAUCAAGUUUGGCUGCGACGCGUACUGGGAGUGUGCCAUCAGAAUGCAGACAGCUCCUGAGAACCACCAGGCUGGAUCCUGCAAGAUGGGGCCCAGAGGAGACCCUACUGCUGUUGUUGAUAACCUGCUUCAGGUUCAAGGCAUCGACCGUCUCCGAGUGGCGGACGCCAGCAUAAUGCCGGCCGUGACGUCAGGCAACACUAAUGCUCCCACCGUUAUGAUUGGGGAGCGCGCCGCUGACUUUAUCAAGCAACGCUGGCUUGGAGCGACCACGGCUCCAUUCCCCCUGGGAGGUCACGGUGGAGUCUCCAACGUGCUGCAAGCCAGCGAGACGCGGAACCAAUGGCAACAAUGGGUCUGACCUUCUAAACUGAUGUAUUCGAUGUUGAACUCUCUAUGGUAACCUGUGACAUCUUAUCACGUCGACUCUUCACUAGAUAUUUUUGGGCACCAUCAAUCUGUAUUAUACGUAUAAGUACAAGCUCAAAGCUCAAAAUUCAUCCCUAUUCCCAGUAGUCUUACCGGUUGAACUACUAGGAAUUUCCUUCCCAAUAGAUUUACUGAAUAGUAAGAAAUCGCUUUCCCAUUAAUUUUACUUUGAUGUAUGUACUUAAAACCAUGUUUACAACUUAACAGAGAAUGUUUUUGAACAUCUUAAAAGUACAUCUAUGCCAUUUUGUAAUUUUUGACUAAUUUUUUUUUAUAACACAGCCAUUCUCACUAGGACACCAUAGUGGCACCACCACAGUCGCGCCACCAACGAAAUGUAUGCCGUUCACACCCACGUGAGGUAACGGUUAUGCUGCAUAUAUUUUCAUGGUGACAUGACCCGCCACCAGAGUGUGCUAGUGAGAUAUGUGCCUUAGAGGCUAUGUUCAUAAAUUAGGGUCUUCGCACACUUGUGGUCCAAAUGUAUUAGCAGUUGUAGUAUUCCAUAAUGUAAACUUUUGGUGGCGAUAUGGUGAACAACGCAGCGUUAUGUUGUUUCGGAGUACCGAAUAGAACAUAACCACACCAGCACCCCGCUAACCACUCUAGUGCAACACUUCUAAAAUUAACUCUAUCUUUUUCUUGCACGAACUCGCACUUAUCGUAAAUGAAGAACGGCACUAUUUUUAGAGCUGUAAAGAAAAAAUAUCAUAUCAUAGGUUUUGUACAUUAGAAUCGAUACCAAUAUCUGACAGUGAUAGAUUGAUAUUGGAAGUACAUUCUCGGCCAUAUUUAGGCUAUUCAUAUAAAAAAGCAAUAUUGCUAUUUGUUGACUUGCACUUAAUUUUAUAUGCGCAAAAUGUCAAUAUUGCUUUUUAGAUGAAUAGCUUAAAGUGGCAUUUUUAGACUCGCAGGUGUUACAUAAGUUGCCCUAAACCUAAAGUUACCAUUCUUGUGAUUUUAUUACGUUCGUUAGUUCAAAUACGCACACGCGUUACUAUUUGUACAAACUAGUAUUUAUUAGUUACUUUUUACACGAUAAAUACUCUAAAUAGCUGUAAGAUAUUUUGUCUAUUUAUUAGAUGACUGUAGAUAAUUCUGUAGAGCUUAUUUUGUAGUGAAAUAAGAAAUUUAGUUUGAUUUUGAUAGCCAUAUUUAAGAAACAUAAAUUA
Messenger RNA from Pectinophora gossypiella (pink bollworm), 3280 nucleotides. It is a transcript of the gene Gld, whose product is annotated as glucose dehydrogenase [FAD, quinone]. Lineage: Eukaryota; Metazoa; Arthropoda; Insecta; Lepidoptera; Gelechiidae. Gene Ontology annotation, molecular function: flavin adenine dinucleotide binding; oxidoreductase activity, acting on CH-OH group of donors. The transcript has 11 exons. The record is from RefSeq and is a predicted model, not a curated record. Bases 130 to 2040 code for a protein of 636 amino acids.